This is a messenger RNA of Triticum aestivum (bread wheat), 790 nucleotides long. Its product is annotated as proteasome assembly chaperone 3. The record is from RefSeq and is a predicted model, not a curated record. Lineage: Eukaryota; Viridiplantae; Streptophyta; Magnoliopsida; Poales; Poaceae. The coding region runs from base 267 to 659 and encodes 130 amino acids. The transcript has 7 exons. Gene Ontology annotation, biological process: proteasome assembly.
UUUGGGCUCACCCGAUGCUUUUCCCCUCCCCCACAGCCCUCGUCCUCUUGGUCGGAUCUUCUCUCUCGAGUCUUGUCCAGGCCGCGCCGCCACAGCCACGCCGCCUAGUGCUAUAGUUCUUCCCUCCCCUCCCCUCCCUCCAUCCCACCGGCCGCCUGCGUCCAAUCCGUCCUGUUGAUUCCGAAUUUUCAAUCAAUCUUUCUAACAACAGCUAGCUUCUUCUCCCCCUUUGUGCACGCGGUUCCUUGAUCCGCUUGGUUCCGCAGAUGGAGAUGCCGACGGGUUCUUCGCAGGCAGGUGGCCGCUUCCCUGUGCCGCACAAGUCCCUCUCCUUGGAUAUCAAGGGCAACAAGACUGACAUUGUUAUCAGCAAAUACGAAGAUAACUUUCUGGUCAUUGUGACACAGAUUGGAUGCAUGGGAACCAUAUUAGCUGCUAAGAAAGAUGAAAGUGUUUUCUCUGAUCCAACCUACAAUGUAUCUGUUCUUUUUGGGAAGAGGGAUGAGCCACUCCUGCUAGCUUGUGCACGCCAACUUAUCGAGCAUAUAAGUGGUAGUGGCUCAGCUCGGCCGUUGGUGAUCUCUCUUGGUUUGAAGGAUCAUUCCCAGGGAACAUUGAAAGAUGUAGUUUCUGCCAUUGUUGACAACCGCCUAUGGUGAUAACUUUGCAAAGGUUGGGAUGGGCAUUUACAGUUUCGGUUCAUCUACAGAGAUAUUGACAUACACAAGCUGUCAGAGCAAAACCAGCCCUUCCUUACCAUGCAUGAAUCUCUAGAAACUAUGUAAUUACU